AUUGGAGUUUGCGCCUUAGAACUAACGUAAGACAACCUGUCGUCAGAUGUUGGCUUUGCGUCAAUGGUAAAGCUAUUUUAAUUUCGAAUUUCGGACGACCCUGAUGUACCCUAUUAAGUAUACAAUAGGGUACACGUUGAUACUUCGUUUCAACAACUGAAAAAUAAUAUAACAAUUCUUUAGAAAAAUUAAAAGUAAUUACGAAGAUGAGUGCAGGCCCAAAAUAUUAUGGAAAAAGAAGGAGCAUUGUUCGUAGAAUUGGUUCAAUGUUGCCAUUGAAACCACCACCAAAAGUAUACGUUAGUGUUACACCUUUACAUUCAAUGACAAGUUCUAUGAUCAAUGAAGAAACUAGUGGUGACUAUGUAGAUACAAACGGAUUUGGACCUGCAAGCAGACUUUCUAAUAUUAGACCAGAUCUAUUGGAACCAAUUAGUUUUGGAUCUGAAAUUAGAUUACUUGCUUUAGAGCAAGAACUUCAAGACCUUAGGGAACAAGUAUCAGCAAUAGUCAAAAGUAAUAAAGAAUCUAGAUAUACAUCUACAGCUUCUUUAGCAAAUGGGACUGAUGAUAUACCAGAGUUACAACAACCACUCCCAGAACUCCCAGAACCACCACCACCACCACCACUACCACCACCAACUCCACAUAUUGCAAGAAGAGCAAGUUUGCAAGAUCAUAAAACUGAUGACCGCAAAAAGGUUUCAUUUAUAUCUCAAGCAUCUAUGACUGAUGUGUUAAAAGAUAUUGAUAAUCUCAAAUUAAGGCCAGUUGCUAGAUCACCUGGAGGACGGCCUCUUCGUAUAAAACGUGACAACAGUCCAUGUAACGAUUUACAAGAAAUACUCAGAAGACGUUAUGUCGCAAUGAAUUCAGCUGAUAGUAGAAAUUCGUCAGCCAAUUUGACGCUGGAUGAUUCUUUUACAAGUGACACGUGAACAUAUUUUGAACAUUUCUCAAUGUGUGAUGUGCAAAACAAAGGUGCCAUAUAAUAUUUUGGAUGUCACUAAUCCGACGAUAAUGUAUCUAAUUGAUAAAUUUAAUUCUGACAUCAAAAUCGUGUGGCAUACAAGAUGUGAUAACAGAUUAUGUAAACUGUAGAACGAAUGUGGCAAAUAUCUUUAAAAUCGUAAUUACUGAUCGUGAUUUUAUAUUGCAAAUUAAUUUUCAAUAAAUAAUAAUCACUUUUUUCAAAGAAUACUGCUAUUAAACUAUAGAAAUAAUAUAUUGUAUAUUUGCACAGAUAAAAAUAUUGGGCUGUAAAUUGAUGAUAUGCUGGAUUGAUUUUGUCUCAUUUUUAUAAAACAAAAUAUUAAUAACUUCUUUUUAACAAACGAUGUUUGAUAUUUUAUUGAAAUCAUAAAGAAAAUUGUUGAAAUGUAUGUACAUUAUAGUACAUUCGUAAGUUGCAUAUAUUUUAAUGAUUUAAACAAUUAUAUACAUACAGAAAUUAAAAAGACAAAUAUUUGGAUUUGAAUUUUGAAUCAGAUCCACAAUUCGUUGUACUUUUAUUUUUAAGAUGUUGUAUUCGACUACUUUAUAAUACUGUUUUAAUAAGUUUUGUUAUGUUAUCAAGUGCAUAAUACAAAUGGAUAUUAUAUUUUUAAACUUUGUACAUUUUUUAAAUGAAAGCAGCAUAAGUUUAAUAAUCAAAAUUAUUACAAUUAUUAUUAUGUACUUAAAUUUUAUAAAAAGAUAAUCAGAACUACGUAAUGUUCAUUGCACAAAUACCAAUAUUUUUUAAUUGCUCGCGAAACAUAAUUUUUAUACCGAUCAACGAACAAUUAUAAAUUAAUUUCUGACUACAUUGCCUAAGUACAUAUGUAUAUAGUAAAUGCAAUUUACAACUCAAUAUUAUGAAUAUUUAUUUUGUAAGUGAGAUACAUAUUUGAGCUCGAAUUUAGCAGGGAAAAGUAGGUUUUCAUUUCAACCUUAAUUUAUAAAAUAAAACUACACUUAAGCAGCGUGAGAUAGAGAGCUACGUUAUUUGAUAUUUUUAUUUCAAAUUAUUUAUCUAUAUAGUUUUCUAGCGAGGCUGUUGUGAUAUUAAAGUAGGUUGAUGACUUUUGUACUUUAGGUCCUGCCAUAGAGAACAGUACACAUAUUCUUAAUUGACAAAGAAAUUAGCACGAGCUUUUAACAUAAAGAACAGACAGUUAAUGGUAUUAUUUGUUCAGUAAAAUUGUUUUUACAAGCAUAUUUCUGUAGAAUCAAUGAUAUCAUUGAUAAUGGUUUAUCAAAUGUAUUUCCAAAAUUGUGAAUGAUUAAAUAAAUAUCUAAUAGUAUGUGCACUGUAGAAGAAAAAAAUCUACGCGAUCUAUGUCUUUUGAUAUCAGGCUCUUAAAAUAUCACUGUGUGAUAAAUUUAUUUAACUUAUGGUUGUUCUUAUAAGGAUCUGAGAAUAACCAUUGUACAAGAUUAUGGUAAUACAAAAUCAAAUUGAAAACUUAAAUAUGUUUUUUUAAGUUCCUCGUAUUCUUUAUAAAAGUGACUUAUAAAAUUAAUUAAUUUCGACUACAUUCUGACACAAAUGUAAGAAAUAUAAUUCUCAGUUUAAUGGGAUGAUAUUGUGGAAAAUUUGUGGAGACUGAAUGUACUCUUUAACAACAUUACAAAUGUACAGAUCUGUUUUAUACACGAAGCUUUUAUCGAUAAUUAAAAAAUAAAUGUUAUUGUUAAACAACAAA
Molecule: messenger RNA, 2687 nt
Organism: Osmia lignaria (orchard mason bee)
Lineage: Eukaryota; Metazoa; Arthropoda; Insecta; Hymenoptera; Megachilidae
Product: mitochondrial fission regulator 2
Source: RefSeq, a predicted model, not a curated record